This is a messenger RNA of Eruca vesicaria subsp. sativa (arugula), 531 nucleotides long. NCBI's taxonomy places the organism in Eukaryota, Viridiplantae, Streptophyta, Magnoliopsida, Brassicales, Brassicaceae. The record is from the annotation of a GenBank genome assembly.
AUGGUUGGAACAUGUGACAAGAAACUAAUAAUUCUUGAUGAUUUAGCUCCAUGGAUCAAGAUCCCUAGCAGCUGGAUUCAUGACUACACUCCCUUGCUAGCUAUUAAACCACCUUUGGGUCAUAAUGCUUCAGACAUAGUGGCUAAGAUCAAAGAAGGUUUGAACUCGGGUGAAGUAGAGAACGGUAAGUACUUGAAGGUUUAUCUUAAAGAGGAUUUACCUAGCAGGCUGCAUUACACAGAGAGUGAGAGGAUCCCACCUAUCAUAGGACUAGUUGAUGAGGGGUUCAAGGUUGAGCAGAAGAGGAGUGAAGCUAAAGAAUGUGGUGGAGCUCAUGGGUAUGACAAUGCUUUCUUCUCCAUGAGGACUACAUUUAUAGGGCAUGGUCCUAUGUUUGCUAAAGGAAGGAAAGUGCCUUCUUUUGAGAAUGUUGAGAUAUAUAAUGUGAUUAGUACGAUUCUAGGGCUUAAGGCUGCACCAAAUAAUGGAUCUAGUGAGUUUGCUUCAAGCGUUCUCUUGCCACGCACGUAA